AUGCCACCACGUUCCUCCAAAUCUAUCGACAAUGUCCUGCCUUCUCCCGGUCAAUUCACCCGUCCUCCUCCAUCGCAAUAUUACACCUAUCGCAUUCGACGAGGAGAACAGGGAGUCCUAACGUAUGAGCCUUACAAAUCCUAUCUCCUACCUCUUUGGCGAUUCCGAACUCCCUCGAUUGCAGAAAAGUCUUCGAACGCCUUGUAUGGAGAAUUUCUACGUUUUUACAAGGAAGAUGAUUUUGUAGGUAUGGAUAUGAGUAGAAAAUUUAUACAAAUGGGUAUGACGCGAUCGAAACGCUAUGCGAAUCAUAAAGGGGGACGAAAGUACGAUAUUGGAAAGGAUGGGGAAAAAGUGGAAAUAGAAAAGAGUCAAGGGCAUGAAGGACAGGAAGACAAACUGAUUGCUAGUGGCAUAUUCAAAGAAACGUGGGCAAGGUGCCGGGGGCAUGAAGGGUACAAAGCUUUGAAGGAAAAGUUUCAAAGGGAAUUGAAGGACUGGAUUAGUGUCCACGGAGAGAAAACAUGGAAUGCUGAAGAGGGUUUGGAAGUAAAAGAGCGGGAACAAAGCGAAGAAGCAAAAUAUAUAAAACAAGAGGGCAAAGGGAUAGGGAACCUGAAGAGGUGCAGACAACGAAAGAGGCCACGGAGUGAAAUAAAAGAGGAGCGAAAGGUUAAGAAGGAGGAUAGUGUAGACGAAACCUCGAGCAACCCAAGAACGAAGCGAAAACGAAUCGAUCUUUGA
This is a messenger RNA of Botrytis deweyae, 744 nucleotides long. RefSeq lists its product as uncharacterized. Bases 1 to 744 code for a protein of 247 amino acids. Lineage: Eukaryota; Fungi; Ascomycota; Leotiomycetes; Helotiales; Sclerotiniaceae. The transcript has a single exon. The record is from RefSeq and is a predicted model, not a curated record.